Manis javanica (Malayan pangolin) is the source of this 3214-nucleotide messenger RNA. RefSeq names its product VPS37C subunit of ESCRT-I (gene VPS37C). The record is from RefSeq and is a predicted model, not a curated record. NCBI's taxonomy places the organism in Eukaryota, Metazoa, Chordata, Mammalia, Pholidota, Manidae. Gene Ontology annotation, biological process: protein targeting to membrane; ubiquitin-dependent protein catabolic process via the multivesicular body sorting pathway; protein targeting to vacuole. Gene Ontology annotation, cellular component: ESCRT I complex.
CCUGGGCGCAGCAGAUGGGACUGAGGCCCUUCUUCAAGACACUGGGGCCAAGUUCGUCUCCUUUUUGUGUGGCCUUCAGCCUCGUUUGGACUCAGCCAGAGGAGCCUCUGAGGUCUCAGUCCAGGUCCAGGGCCCUCAGGGAGUCCUAGGGGAUGGUGCCAGGGAGUCCAGGGCCCCUGCGUGAGCUUGGGCUCCUGGUGUCUCCCAGGGACCUGGAUGCCCUGGGAGUCCCCACACUGUUGUUCCAGCCUGAAUUUGGAGGCAGUUUCUAAAAGCACUCCGGCUGUUCAUAGCUGCCUUUCCCCAAGGGCCUUGUCUGGCUCUGCAUCUCCAGGAGGAGCCACUCUUAGGCUGGAGGUCGGCUCCUCUCCUGUGUGGUCCCGUUUCCUGUCAUAACUGGCACCUGAUUGUCUCCGCUCCUAAUCCCAGUCCUCACAGGAGUAACCCUUUUGAAUGUACAGAGCUUUACACCUUAUAAAGGGCUUUCCCUAUCCUCCCUCCCUAUCUCCUUAACCCUGUGAUGCCCCUGCAAAGCAGGAGAAGUCAGACGACCAGAUGUGGCCACGGUCACGGCCCUGGAAGCUGCUGCCUCCUGCCCCUGAUGCUACGGAGAGACAUAAACGCAAAUGAUGCUAAGCUCGUUUGAUCAGCAUUUGCAAUGUCCAGGACCUGCAGCUGGAACGGGAGAUGGCCCUGGCCACCAACCGGAGCCUGGCGGAGCGGAAUUUGGAGUUCCAAGGUCCUUUGGAGAUCAGCCGUUCCAACCUCUCAGACAAGUACCAGGAGCUUCGGAAGCUCGUGGAGCGGUGCCAGGAGCAGAAGGCACAGCUGGAGAAAUUUUCUGCAGCCCUGCAGCCAGAGACCUUGUUAGACCUUCUGCAGAUUGAAGGCAUGAAGAUUGAAGAAGAAUCUGAGACCAUGGCUGAGAAGUUCCUGGAGGGCGAGGUGCCCUUGGAGACAUUUCUUGAGAACUUUUCCUCCAUGAGGAUGCUGUCCCAUUUGCGCCGGGUCCGUGUGGAGAAGCUCCAGGAUGUGAUGAGGAAGCCCAGGGUUUCCCUGGAGCCGGCUGGUGACACCCCUCCUCCCCGCCCACCGCCCCCACCGCUCCCUGCUCGCCCAGCCCCCCAGGUGACACCCCCGGUGGCCGAUGAGCAGCCCCCGCCGCCCCCGCCGCUGCCCCCGUCAGCAAUGCCGCCCUACCCUUUGCCCUACAGCCUGACUCCCAGCAUGCCCACGGGCCCCACUGCCCAAGGCAUGCUCCAGCCGGCGCCCUUCCCGGUGGUGGCCCAGCCCUCCUUUUCCUACAGCGGCCCUUUGGGCCCCCCUUACCCGUCAGCCCAGCCAGGACCCAGGGCUGCUGUGGGCUACUCCUGGUCCCCGCAGAGGAGCCCACCGUCCCGUCCUGGCUAUCCUCUGGCCCCCACUGGUGCCUCUGGCCCUGGGUACCCCUUGCCGCGGGGCCGGACCCCAAGUCCUGGGUAUCCUCAGCAGCAGCCCCCCUACCUCUCAACUGGAGGAAGACCUCCCUACCCAACUCAGCCCCAGCCCCCGAGCUUCCCAGGCCACCCCCAGCCCUCAGGACCCCGUCAGCCGCCCUAUGCCCCUGGCCCUGCCCCUCCGUAUGGGUUUCCACCACCUCAGGGUCCUGUCUGGCCGGGAUACUAGACACAAGGCCCUUGGUCCUUCCCUACUUCCACCUGCACUACAGCCUUUUGCCCGCCAACCACUGAGGCUGAAGGUUAAAUUGGAAUUGGACUUGGCACUCUGGGGGGUCUUGGGUCAACACUGGAUGGCCUCGGGAGCCUGGCUGGGAGCAUGCUGGUGGGGAAGGCAACGGACAGUGUGACUGGCUUGGCCGCACACACGGUCACAGUGCUUACUGGCCUCCUUCCGGUGACCGGCUUUGGCUUUUCCAGUAUUAGCCAGGCAGGGUGUCUGUGUGAGCGGCGGUGAGUGUUCGUGGACAUCUACCUGGACCAGCACUCACAGACAUUUGAACCAAAUGCAGAGUUAUCUUGGCUGCAAGGUGACCGGGUCUCUGGCCCCUGCUCACCCCCUCCCUCUCCUCUGGGAUUUGGCAUAUUUGACGUGGUGCCCAUGUCAAGGGAUGCAGCUCUUUGUCUGAGGCCCACUCAGGGACGGCCUGUCCCACCCACCAUGGCCAGGUUGGAUCAGGGAGAGAGAACAGUUGGGAAACACACUUCAUGAUUUUUCAGCCAUAAUCGAACUUUGGUAGGCUGAUGUCAGAUAAGCUUGUCCUGUGUGCUGGUUUGAAUGACAGCAGCAGAGCCAGCACAGAGAGAAGGCUGGGGAUCAUGAAGGUGGACCCCAGACCUUGCUUGUGCUGUUUGGACAUUGGGGGGAGCCUGGGACCCCUGGCUGGAGGGGAGGGAAGAGCUCUGGUCCAGGAGGUUGAGGUCACAUCAGGGCUCAUUUAGGAGUGGAGGACCACGUUGCUGCCAGCUACCCCCCUUUUCUGGGGCCCUCCACUUCCAGUUGACCCUUGAGGCCCACCCCCUCCGUCCACCCCUUUAGUGCCUUGAAUCUCAUUCACCUCAGCUCCUUCCUCAGGCUCCUGUGAUACAACUUUCCUUCACCCUAGUAUUCCUCCUAAGACGGACAUCAGAAGAUACCCUAACAGUAACUCUCCAAAUGGUGCUUUCUCAGACACCAUCACUAUACUGGAGUCCCUUUCUUUGCAUCUCUCUCAUCUUCAGAAUGUAAAGGCCAGGGAUUGUGACUCAGUGCCACGUGAGGCCCCCAAGCACAUUGGGGAUUUCUAGUAUAUUCAGUAAUAAAAAUGACAAUAGACCAAAGGGGGUGUGAUGAACAGAGCAUUAACUUGGUUGGUCCAGAUGUGACCCAGGUCUCAAGAGCAGAUCUGGAGCUGCUAUUGGUUAGGAGGUCAUUUGUGCCUUGAAAUGUCUGCUACUUGGGUGCCCAGCAUCUGGUGGGCCUGGGGUGCUGGGGGUCAAAGAGGAGAGUCCACCUUCCGGUGCCUGCCCCCUCCCCGGCCUGCAUGCCGUCAGCGGGCGUGCGUGAUGAGACGCUCCGUUAAUGCUGUCAGUUCCUUGCCAAUUGGGCUUGUUUCUCAUGAGUUAUUUAUAAAGAGAAAUCACUAAUGGACUCUGCUGGUUUGAGUGCUUCUGAACUGGAUGAACGAUUGCCGGUGUGUCUGUAUAAUUAACGGCCAUAAUAAACUGAUGAGUUACAU